This is a messenger RNA of Podarcis muralis (Common wall lizard), 2807 nucleotides long. RefSeq names its product cytidine deaminase (gene CDA). Gene Ontology annotation, molecular function: zinc ion binding; cytidine deaminase activity. Gene Ontology annotation, cellular component: cytosol. NCBI's taxonomy places the organism in Eukaryota, Metazoa, Chordata, Lepidosauria, Squamata, Lacertidae. The record is from RefSeq and is a predicted model, not a curated record.
CACCCAUCUCCUUUGUUGCUAUGGCGUUCUGUGGCUUGACACGUGACCUGCCUUCUCAUCGGUCCACAAACAAGUUCCCGGAGCCAGGCUCAACGAAUCUGCAAACAAACUCACUUUUGGCACCCACAGAGGUGAAACAGGAGAUGGAGGCUGUGCACCGCUGCUUCCCUGAACCAAGGCGACAGCUAAACCUUUCCAAACACCCACAACAGCCACUUGGUUAAACAGAGGCACCGGAAGCCUAGCACAUCGUUCCAGCAUGAGCCCCAGAUCUAAUUGGCAUCUGUCACUCCCCAGCGACUGUUGCAUCUCACCAUCAUUCUGAUUCUGUUGCAGGGACCUUUAAGUCACCACAGAGCCAGAGCAGAGGAGGACAAAGAGGCCUGUCAAGAGAGCUAAGGAGCAUGUGGGGACGUUGACCUGACCCACCCAACCUCGUUGGCCUUUGGCAGCAGCGAUAAUUUGGAAAACAUGAUUCCCGGAGAGAACGUUUGCUGAGAAAGGGCAGGCAAGUCCUCUCCCCCCCCCCAACUGCACACAAACAGUGUAGCUAGCUAAAGAGCAAAGAUCAAAGCACUUCGCUCAGAGAAAGCAGUUUUGCAUUGCAAGAGAGGACGAGAGCUUGGCCGGGCACUUUUGCAGCAACAGAUAGGUGCGCGCUGGUGCAUUGCCUGUGGCACCUGUCAGAGGAAGACCCCAAUUCUCCUCUAACGUGAAUUAAAGGAAAGGUGAAUCUCAGGGGUCGUGCCUGCACACACGCUCCUGUCCCUGGGAGUGCGGCUUUUGCUGAGGGAGGCCCUGCCAGAUACUGCCUCCACGUUGCAAUGGCGCAACAGCAUGGCGGCGCUCCAAAUCCCGCUGCACUGGGACCCGAACAGGUUCAACUCCUUUUGGCCACAAGCAAAGAAGCCAAGCGGUUUGCCUACUGCCCCUACAGCAACUACCCGGUGGGGGCUGCCCUCCUGACCUCCGAUGGGAAGAUCUUCUCUGGUUGCAACAUUGAAAAUGCAUGUUACCCGCUGGGUGUGUGUGCUGAACGUACAGCAAUCCAGAAGGCAGUGUCAGAAGGGCAUACAAAAUUUCGAGCUAUAGCUAUUAUUUGCAACAGCCAAGAAACGUUCGCGGUGCCCUGUGGGGCUUGCAGACAAGUGCUCAGAGAGUUCGGCAAACAUUGGGAAAUCUUCUUGGCCAAGGCAGAUGGGACGCACAUUCAGAAGACUUUGGAGGACCUUCUGCCUUUCUCCUUUGGACCAGAAGACCUGAAGAUGGUCUGAAGAGCACAAGAAACAAGAAUCAACCCACAGAGGCUUUGGUGACCUUAAUGCUCCCAGCAUGAUGGACAGAGUCCUUUUAUAUAUUUCAAAACUAUUGCAGAUUCAGAUAUUCAGUUCAAAUGCAAUUCCUUAGCCCAUCCUGCACAUUCAGGGAGGGAGCUACUUUGGAAGUCACUCGGCUAAGAGCGAUAUUUACGAAAGCAAGGAAUGGUAGAGCAUGAGACUCUUAAUCGCAGAGUCAUGGGUUCGAGCCACACCUUGGGUGAAAGAUGGGGUUGGAGUAGAUGACAAUUGGUGUCCCUUCCAACUUUACAAUUCUAUGAAAUCCUUUUGCAGCUUAAUUCCCUGCUUUACAGAAGUGGCUUCCCCCACGAACUCUCCUCUUAAAAAGGGGAUGGCUUCAUCUCAAUAUCUGCAUUGCUAGCAUGCACUGCUCCAGGUGGAAGACGGAAAGAUGCCUUAUACCAAAUCAGACCAUUGGUCUACCUAGCUCAGAACCGUCUCUACACUGACUGGCCGUGGCUUGCAUAGGCUUCAGACUUUUUCAGCCCUACUUGGAGAUGCUGAGGAUUGAAACUGGGACCUUCUGCAUGCAAAGCAGAUGCUCUACCAUAGCUUCUUUAGGAGAAACCAUGGUCCUCCUCCAAAAUAUAAAAAAGAUCCCAGUCCUCAUGGUUCUCAAUAAAGGGUUGAUUUAAACAGGAACACAUUGGUUCAUCUAGCUUAGUUUUGUUUCAAGCUCUGUCCCGAGAUUUCAGGUGGCCCUACCUGGAGAUGCCAGGAAUUAAACCUGCGACCUUCUGCAAGCAAAGCAGAUGCUUCACAGCUGGGGUGCAGCUCUUCCUCAGAUGUGGAAAAGGCUGGAGAGGAGGAGGACUUCUAGGGCUGGGGGCUCAACCCUUAUGUCUAGAAUUCUAGACAAUCCCUUUUCAAAAAAAGGUUCUUUUCUUUUCUCUGUGACACCCCACUCUUUCUUACAAGAACCAGAAGACAGUCAUGGUCAACAGACUUAUGAUCUCAAAGCUAUGGCACACAAGGAAAAAGGGAUGGGGAGGGAGAAAUGAAGUGCCCAAGCACCAGCUCUCAAAGCUGCAGUGUUAAAAGGUGUGUGUCUGAAGCCAUAUGCAUGUCUAGGACUCACAUGUAUUCAGUGACUGAAAUCUUUUGCUCCCAAUAUAUAUAAUUUGAUUGAUUUUCCCACUUUAACCCAUUUAUACCAAUUAUUUCCAGAUCAAUACAAUUUCGUUUAAGUGGUUUCCUGCAUGCCGUUCUUGACCUGUUUAUUUGCUUUUGUCAAGAUAAUUUUGUGUGUUUUACUUACGUACAGGGACAUCCUUGCACCCGUAAAACAUGACACAAAAGGAACUGUAAUGUAAUCAUGUGUGCUGUUACAUCGGCAAUGCUUUUCCCACCAGUAUUUCAGUACUGCCCUGGGGUCCAGCAUUUUCCAGCCUCCCAUAAUAUGCCUUUUACAUAUGACUUGUAUUCACUUCUGUUUUUGUUGCAAUAUUAAAAGUGAAACUUGACAAAUAA